This is a messenger RNA of Manihot esculenta (cassava), 2043 nucleotides long. RefSeq names its product organic cation/carnitine transporter 7. Gene Ontology annotation, biological process: transmembrane transport. Gene Ontology annotation, molecular function: transmembrane transporter activity. Gene Ontology annotation, cellular component: membrane. The coding region runs from base 396 to 1931 and encodes 511 amino acids. The record is from RefSeq and is a predicted model, not a curated record. The transcript has 6 exons. Lineage: Eukaryota; Viridiplantae; Streptophyta; Magnoliopsida; Malpighiales; Euphorbiaceae.
GUUAAAAAUUGGGGAUUGGCUAUUCCACCCAGAUAUUCGCCUUAGAAUCCUCCCAUUCUCUAACCGAAUUGAUGCGGAACCUUGUGCACGCAUCACGAAUUCAACAGGAAAAUAUUAAUCAAAUGGCGCCUGCUUGAAAGGAAAGACAAUUACUUGACGGAAAAUUCUUGCUUCAUCUCUCCAUCUUUGUCUCGUUCAAAUCUAACACAAUUGAUUGCUAGUUGCUACCAAGACAACACCACUCCUCCCUGCCCAUUUUCCCGUCUUCUUCAUAUCUUUUAUGCAUACCCAUUUGUAAGAUUCAAAGGAUUUCCUCGGUUUCUGCAACGUAUCUAUCCAUUUGUGGACAUAUAUAACAGCAAGAAGAAGAAGAAGAACGCCAAUCACUGACCAAGAUGGAAAGCGAAAGCCUUGUAUAUUCGCUGGAUGAAGCGCUUGCUGCUGUGGGGUUUGGGAAAUUCCAAAUUCUAGUGCUUCUUUAUGCUGGAUUUGGGUGGUUUUCAGAAGCAAUUGAAAUUAUGAUUCUCUCUUUUGUUGGGCCUGCUGUUAAGUUGAAGUGGGCACUCUCCGCGAGUCAAGAGAGCCUGUUAAGUACGAUUGUUUUUGCGGGUAUGCUGACUGGAGCCUAUUCAUGGGGCAUUAUAUCAGAUAAUUGUGGAAGGAGGAAAGCUUUUCUAAGCAUGACAGUGAUUACUAGUGGAGCUGGGUUCCUGAGUGCUUUCUCCCCGUAUUAUACUUCAUUAGUAUUUCUCCGUGGUUUGGUUGGUUUUGGCCUGGGUGGUGGACAUGUAUUCUUAUCUUGGUUUCUUGAGUUUAUUCCCACUUCACAUAGAGGCAAGUGGAUGGUUAUCUUUUCAACUUUCUGGACUCUUGGAACUAUAUUUGAGGCUUCACUAGCAUGGAUUGUGAUGCCAAGACUGAAUUGGAGGUGGCUACUUGCUCUUUCUGCUGGACCAUCAUUUGCUUUGCUGCUCUUUUAUCGCCUAGUUCCAGAGUCUCCAAGAUAUCUAUGCUUGAAAGGCAGAGCAGCUCAUGCACAUCAAAUUCUGGAGAAAAUGGCUUUAGUUAACCAGAAAGAAUUACCCCUUGGUAUGCUUGUUUCUUAUGAGACAAUAAAAGUGGAUGAAGAAAAUCCAUCAGAACAUACAAGUGUCAUCUCUGUAGCUAGAGAAAAGAUCUCGUCAUUUAGAUCAAGUUUCUCAUCGUUUUUUAUGCUUUUUUCAUCAAACUUAAUUGGGACAACCCUUCUCCUAUGGGUGUUAUUCUUUGGAAAUACAUUUGUAUAUUAUGGCAUCGUAUUGCUGACCUCUGAGCUAAGUACUGUGCGUAGAAAAUGUGACUACACUAGCUUGCAAACAGAAAAUCUCGGGGAAGAUAGUCUCUACACAGAUGUGCUUAUCACUAGUUUUGCAGAGCUUCCUGGGCUUUUCUUAUCUGCUAUUACUGUGGAUAGAUUUGGCCGGAAACUUGCUAUGGCAAUAAUGUUCGUCUUAGCAUGGGUGUUCCUUUUACCACUGGUCUUUCAUCAGUCUGCAAAAGUAACAACGGCGUUGUUGUUUGGAGCUCGCAUGUUCUCCAUGGGAACCUUCACUGUCGCCUGCAUAUAUGCCCCAGAAUUAUAUCCAACCUCUGUGAGGUCAACUGGUGCUGGAGUUGCCACUGCCGUGGGGAGAAUUGGUGGGAUGGUGUGUCCUCUUGUAGCAGUUGCUUUGAUAAGCAGUUGCCAUCUAAAGGAAGCGUUCAUCAUAUUUGAGGUUGUAAUUGCUGUUACUGUAAUCUGCAUUCUGCUCUUCCCAUUUGAUACGAGCGGACGCAAGUUGAGUGACUCUGUAGAUUCAUCAGAUUUAACACAAUCUCUUCUUUCUGGGAGUUCGAAUUGUACACCAUCAUCAUCAGCAGCAGAAAUUCUACCACCAAAGAUUAAAUUCUAGUACAGCAUCACUGUGUAUAUUUAUGUCAAAAUUCAAUUGAAUUUCACUAGUAUUACUAUUACUCAUUUUCACUUCAAUCAAAUUAAUAUAUGAGAAAUUUUCACUCUGAUAA